UCAAGCUUCUUAACCAACUGUAAACUUCUCCUAAAACACAUUCAUUGUACAUAGGCCCAACAUUUCUUUCACAUUCUUCAACCUAAGUUCAACGUCCACAUUAUUUUAUCACUUAUGCACAUCAUAAAUGCAAUUUCGCAUUAUUUAUAGAAUUUGCCAAUGGUCUGGUACAUUUCAUGCAAAUGAUUAUGUAGCCUACAAUUGCCUGCUGUUUCUUGUUAUCAAUUUAUUAUGUCACAUUGAUCAAAAUGUAUUACGUUGGCUCUAUGUUAAAUGGCCUUACCCCCACAAACAUCUAGACAUUUAGUUCCCUGUAUAGUCAUUACAUGCACAAUGGUUGAGCCAGUUGUCAUAAUUGACAACCGAUUGACAAUAAGACAACCAAUUGACAAUAAGACACAAUGGCUGAAAGAGACAAAUUACAUUAUUAAGUCAUUUCAUGCACAAUGGUUAAGCCAGCUGUCAUAAUUGUGAGCCUAAUUCACCAUACAGUGCAUACAGUUCUGUCUAAGGGGUGUUUACAAUGUUUACAUGAACAUUUGUAUGUUUUCCUAUGUGCUAUGCAGUGCUGUAAAAUAGUCUUGUAUUUUCUGCAUCGCAUUGACAUUUGACACCUACAACCAACCGAGGAGGCUAAAUUAGUAAGAACAUUAUUUUUGUUUUAUGCCCGUAUGCAUGAAUAAAAACAGCUGGGUGUGUCCUGGAACAACACUGCAGACACUCUGGGCUCACUGUCCAUAAACUGGCUUUCUGUGAGCAUCAACGGGUAGGUGUUAGGUCCCCCAGUUUAUUGAGGGUUUGGGACGAUACAAAAAGCCAUUAGUGUUCAGUUUGCACUCUCUUUCUGUUUUGGUGGGUUGAACGUGUGUCAGGACAGUCCUGUUUUGUGUCACUAACUCUGUUCUCUUUUACCUCCCGUAAUUGCUGUUGCUGUUAGACGCAUUAGGCGAGAUCUGGGCGGACCACCCUUUGUCUUUUGGCCAGGGCCUUGAUCGUGUGCCGGCUUAGUGUGGGUAGGCGGUCAGGAGCGUCUUCUUUUGUGUUGUUUGAUUUGGUUACGUCCAGCAUUGACUGGGUAAAUAAAACCCUUUGAUUUCACUGUACACUUUGCCUCUGUGUCCGUACUUGCACCCACGACUCUAUGCCAUUGUCACUGUCCACUGGUUGUCGCUGAGCAGCGGGGAUGUCAGUCCCCACCCUCCGGGGUGGCGUACGUAACAGUAGGCUCCAAUUCCCUUAAAGAUGCUCGCUCACAGUUGUAUUCCAGCUUAAUCAAUAAAAACCCUGGCAACUCUAAACUGCUUUUUUCCACCAUAAACCGUCUCCUGAAGCCACAACCAUCCUCUUCAACUGAGGCUACAGAGGAGCAAUGCCAUAGCUUCAUUGACUUUUUCAGAUCCAACGUCAACAGCAUUUGCUCUGUGAUGUCCAGCUCUCCAUCUCUGUUACCCUCUGACACCAACACCUUAUCUACGAGUGUGCUGUCUCCCCUACAUCUCGCUAAGGUUCAGGAGAGCCAUGUUGAGGAAAUAGUCAGAAAAAUGAAAUCCUGUACCUGUACUCUGGACCCCAUCCCCACUGCUCUGCUCAAGUCACACAUCCCCACUCGCAGUCCUUUCAUCACCAAAGUUGUUAACCUUUCCCUUCAGUCUGGCUGUGUCCCACCAGCUCUCAAGGUUGCUGUCAUCCGUCCCCUUCUCAAGAAGCCCACCCUGGACGCGGAGGUUCUAGCAAACUACAGGCUUAUCUCCAUCCUUGCUUUCCUGUCCAAAGUGCUAGAGAAGGUAAUUGCUUCUCAACUUAAGGACAACCUCAAACACAACAUCUUGUAUGAACAAUUUCAGUCAGGAUUUUGUUCAGCCCACAGCACUGAAACAGCUGUGCUCAGGGUGACAAAUGACCUGCUGAUGACAGCUGAUGCAGGAUCACCCUCGCUCCUCAUCCUCCUGGACCUGACUGCUGCAUUUGACUCAGUGGAUCACUACACUAUCCUCCUAGAACGCCUCCACACCACCAUUGGACUAUCAGGCUCUGCACUCAAGUGGUUUCAGUCCUACCUUUCUGGCAGAACCGCCUGUCUUGGGGAGAUAAAGGCAUGGAUGAGAAACAACUUUCUCCAGUUAAACAGUAACAAAACCGAAGCCCUUCUUGUUGGCACUCUACAGCAGGUUCAGUCACCUUUCAUAACUCAUCUCACCUUCGACAGUCAGGUCAUACCCCUGUCCUCCAGUCACUAAUCGGUUUGUGGUUUAGGUUUGACCCUCAACUGACCUUUAAUGACCAUAUAAAACACCUGUGCAAAACCUCAUUUUAUCAUCUCAAAAACAUCUCCAACCUCUGCCCAACUUUAACCCUGUCAGAUGCAGAGAAGCUCGUCCAUGCCUUUAUCUCCUCAAGACUGGACUACUGUAAUUCACUCUUCACUGGGAUCACUGGCAAGAACAUCCAGAAGCUGCAGUACAUACAAAACAUUGCUGCCAGGAUCGUGGUGAGAGACCAGAAAUAUGAGCACAUAACACCCAUUGUACACUCACUACACUGACUCCCUGUCUCAUUCCGUAUUGACUACAAAGUCCUAUUACUCACCCAUAAAUGCAUAAAUGGACAUGCACCUCCCUACCUACAAGAACUCAUUACUCCCCAAUUAAGUGGUGGGCCGAGCCCACGUUUCUGCUUUAGUUUUUUUAAUGACCUGUCCCCGUCGAUGGAGGAGCUGGAUUUUUGAUAUUAUAAAUGUCGUUUUUUUCUAAAAAUUUGUUUAAAAAAAAAAGUUUGUUAGCACAUCCAAUUCUUGGAUUUUUUUUCUGUAGCUUAGUUCAAAGUUAGCAAUUUAUCAGACAAUCGUCUCAACUACCUAACGGGCGCGUUCACAC
Molecule: messenger RNA, 2873 nt
Organism: Hypomesus transpacificus
Lineage: Eukaryota; Metazoa; Chordata; Actinopteri; Osmeriformes; Osmeridae
Source: RefSeq, a predicted model, not a curated record